Sander lucioperca (pikeperch) is the source of this 3057-nucleotide messenger RNA. RefSeq lists its product as uncharacterized. The transcript is spliced from 8 exons. Bases 413 to 1963 code for a protein of 516 amino acids. Gene Ontology annotation, molecular function: zinc ion binding. The record is from RefSeq and is a predicted model, not a curated record. NCBI's taxonomy places the organism in Eukaryota, Metazoa, Chordata, Actinopteri, Perciformes, Percidae.
UACGGAAUUUCCGAGGAGACCCUGAAGGCAGCAUUUUCCCCGCAUGAACCUGCUUAGUUUCAGUUAGCCGUUAAAUGUUUGUCUGUCGCACAGGUGUGUGUCGACUCGUCCUUUUUUGUCAAAUGCCGAACACUCCAGAUGAGAAACUAAAUGCCCGGUGACUCGAAUGUUUCCUCGGACUCCCUAAAACAAACCGUGCUGUUUGUGGGAACAAAAAAAGCAAAGCUAACGGGUCGUAACGUUAACAUGUUAUUAACGUUAGCCCCAGCAAGACAGGUGCACUGCGGCUUCGAGAUUUGAGACGUUAGCCUCAUAGUUUGUGAUACAGACAGCUUGUAAGUGGACAUCUGUGUUUCAGCUUUGUACGAAGAUAACCUAACGUGACAUUAUCAACAGUUUGAAUACUGACAUCAUGGCCUCAGCCCAGUCAGAGCAUUCCAGCGUCUUGCAAGAGGAGCUCACCUGCCCAGUGUGCCUGGACUUGUACCGCGACCCCCACUUGCUUCCUUGCGGCCACAACUUCUGCAAGACCUGCCUGGAUCGCCUAAAGCGGCAAGCAGAUCGCGGUCGCUUCCGCUGCCCAGAGUGCCGCGAAAGCCACCGGUGUGGCAUCAACUUUCAGAAAAACUUCAAACUAGCUAAUAUUGCUGACGACUACCGUCACCGACGCAGAUCUACUACUGCAGCUGCUACAGCUUUAAAACCCAGGGAAUUGCUGUCGUCUUCUCUGUCAGCGCAGCAAGCCAGGAGUCUGUUUGCUGUUCCAUGUGACUACUGCCCCUCAGUUGCCGCAGAGGCAUCAGGCAUCAGUGCUGUCGGAGAAGGGUAUUCUGCUGCUUCUGUUUCUCAGGAAGAGGGUGACAAACAGGAACCUGCUGCUGCUGCUGCUGCUGCUGCUGCUGCUGAGUCAAUGUUUGCAGUCAAGACGUGCCUGAAGUGUGAGGUGUCAAUGUGCCAGGAGCAUGUCAAGCCACAUCUUGAACUGCCGGCGUUCCGCGAGCAUCCACUGACAGAACCGAUGAACGACUUCUGGAAGAGGAAGUGCCCGGAUCAUGAUGAGAUAUACAGAUAUUACUGCAUGGAUGACAAGAUGUGUGUGUGCAACGCCUGCACCAUAGAAGGAGGACACUCGGGACACACAAUUAAGACCCUAAAAAACACGAUGAAAGAUCUCAAGGGCACGCUGGAUAAGCAGCUCUACAGGGUUGAAAGGAAGUACAGCAUGGCAGAGAAAAAACUCCAGGAGCAGAGAGAGAAAGAGAGACAGAAUAAGAAGUUUAUGGAUGACUCUGAGCAGUGCUUGACCAGGCUGGGGGAAGAGAUGAAGGCCAAAAUACUCCGAUUCGUCACCAGAUUGCGAGAAUGCACACGUAGUCAUUGUGACGCCAACGGGCCGGCGAUUCAGAAGAACAUCUUCAGGAUCUGCCAGGACCAGGUCCGUCUCCAGGAGGUCCGCUGUGGCAUCGAAGGCCUCAUGCAGGAAAGCGACCCUUUCCGCUUUAUCGAGGCACACAAGACAACAGGAAAACAGUGCCGUAGGCAGCUAAGAAAAAACAUGUUCUACCCAGAAUACGUCGACAUGGAGACGGAGGUUCUUGGAGUGAUGAUGGAGGAAGAAAUGAGAAAAUUCCUUGAUGAGGAACUACCGUGUCACAUUGUUGCUGCCAUUAAUUCCCUGUGUCACCUGUCGGAUCACGAGGAGGAGGAGGACCAGGAGGAGAAUGAGGAAGAGGCUGUGGAGGAUGACGACGACGACCACGACGACAGCAGCGUCGAGGAAAUGAGGAGCGAGGGGGAGGAAGAGGAUGAUGAGGAGGAGGAGGAGGAGGAGGAGGAGGAGGAGGAAGACGACGAGGAGGGAAUUGACCAGAGUGAGCUUUACAGCCCAGGGGAGGAAGAGGAGGAGGAAGAGGAAGACGCUGAAGAGGACGAGAACGAAGAAGAGGAGGACGAGGAAGAGUGAUGAGUUUAACCGAGGACAGGAUUUGGAUACAUAUAUUUUUACACCUAUUAAAGCACUUUGGAUUUGAUUCUUAACUGCGAGUGCCAUGUACAGUACAGUUCAGGACUCAAGCAGUGACCACAUUUUGCCUCAAACCCUCGUACAAUGCUCUGAGAUGACACUGGAUGAUAUCAGAGCUUGGAUUCAGCUGGAUUUAAAACGAACCGUGCACUGAGAAUCUCAUGCUAAACCUGUGUUGCGCACUGCUAAACUUAAGGUGCUUUAUAGUAGAAGAUGAUUGAUUGCUGUAUGCGUAAACACGUCAUGUGAAUGUAUAUUGACAGAAUGUGGCUGGAAGGACUCAAAACGCCUCAAACGGAAUUUUGCAAAAUCUCUGCAUGUCUGGAUUUUUACCACUUUGCUAAGAAUUUUACAUCGUGAGUAAUUUGCCUAAACAGAAUUGAGUUGAUUUGAUCUAAUUUGUUUUGAGAACUUUCACCUGAUUUUUUGUUGUUGAAAUAACAGCUUCUGAAAACCUGUGAAAUAAUCUCUUAAAUUUUCCAAGCAUCGGUAAGAUUCCCAGUUUUCCAUCACCAUAGAAAGCCUUUUGACAAGUAUCGAUGUAAACAGGCCAACACAUUUUACCUGAAGGAGAGCAAACACGCAAGGCUACUAACAAUUUACUUGAAUAAGUCCUGUGUUAAUGGAUUGUAUUGAAUUGUGUAUUUCAUUCUUGCUACAGUUUUGCAAGCCAAAGAGAGAGAGAGAGUGAGUGUGUGUGUGUACUUUAAACAUUUUUGUUUGCUUGGCAUGACAUUAGAAAAAAAAUGCAAUAUUAACAGUCUAUACAGGCUUUAGGAUGACUUUGCUUUUCAUAGUUGUGCUUUAAAAGCAGUUAAUGCAUUGUUUAAAUUGUUUUUCCUAUGCACAGUGUAUACAUUAUUCUCAAAAUAUCGGUUUCAGGCGACAACGGAUUUUGCACUUUACUACAGAAAAUGCUAUGUUAUGCCUGAAGUAUGUGAAUGUUAAAAGUUGAUUAUUAUUUUGAUACGAGUGAUUUUGUGAGGGGCCAAACUGAAAUAUGAAUACAUAAUAAUAAAGGUUGUUGAAAUGUG